Molecule: messenger RNA, 1248 nt
Organism: Microcebus murinus (gray mouse lemur)
Lineage: Eukaryota; Metazoa; Chordata; Mammalia; Primates; Cheirogaleidae
Source: RefSeq, a predicted model, not a curated record
CCGCGCUCUCCACAGGCCCCCACCGGGCAACGCUUUAUGGGAUUUGUAGUUCCUCUGGAUCUCAGCCCUCAUCGUUUUGAAAGGCGGAGGGAUGUUCGACUAUUGCAAACUACAACUCCCAGAAGCCCUCGCGCCCCUCCACCUCUUCCCGCCCUAUCUCGGCUUGGAUUCCUAAAGCUUUCUGGGAAGGGGGAGGGGACUGACACCCAAAGAAGAACUACGAAUCCCAGCAAGCAGUGCGCGACACGGGGCGGUGGUGGCGGAGGAGGAGCCCGGAGCGACCCAACCUCGCGGAGCCAGAAGCGGCUUUCUCCAUCAACCUGCUUGGCUGCGGGGACUGUUCUGGAGGCUGGCUCAUCUUCGCGUCUCUCCCCACUCUCUUCCUCCACCCGUCUGCUCUGCCGAUCGGGUCCUGGAGGCUGGGGCUUUUGCUGCAACCUGGGUGGCUGCCUUGUGACCGUAGGGAAGUCAUUUCCCUUCCUCCUCUGGGCUUCAGAAACCUGCUCUGUGACGUGGCGGCAGCACCUCCCGUAGGUGGCCAUGGGGAAGCGAUACUUCUGUGACUACUGCGACCGCUCCUUCCAGGACAACCUCCACAACCGGAAGAAGCACCUGAACGGGCUGCAGCACCUCAAGGCCAAGAAGGUCUGGUACGACAUGUUCCGAGACGCAGCCGCCAUCUUGCUGGAUGAGCAGAAUAAGCGGCCCUGCAGGAAGUUUCUACUGACAGGCCAGUGCGACUUUGGCUCCAACUGCAGAUUUUCCCACAUGUCCGAGCGUGACCUGCAGGAGCUGAGCAUCCAGGUGGAGGAGGAGAGGCGGGCCAGGGAGUGGCCGCUGGACACUGCCGAGCUCCCCGAGGGCCAUCUGGAGGACUGGCUGGAGAAGAGAGCCAAGCGGCUGAGCUCAGCCCCGAGCAGCAGGGCCGAACCCACCAGAGCCACCGUCUUCCAGUACCCGGUGGGCUGGCCACCAGUCCAGGAGCUGCCCCCAUCCCUGCGUUCACCCCCUCCCGGGGGGUGGCCCCUGCAGCCCAGAGUCCAGUGGGGCUGAGCCCCGCAACCCAUCCUGACCCCGCCUGGUCACGUCUCUCAUCAGUCACAGGACAGCUAAAGGGGAGCCGAGCCCCUUCCUGCUGUGUGCAGGGAGCCCCUGAGACUGUCGGCCUGGCCUCCUGCCCCCAUGUGACGUCUUGAGAGGAUGGAUGAGAAACCUCCCAGAUGCUGAUAAAGAAAGUCCUGUCUGUCA